This is a messenger RNA of Vicugna pacos (alpaca), 1795 nucleotides long. Lineage: Eukaryota; Metazoa; Chordata; Mammalia; Artiodactyla; Camelidae. The record is from RefSeq and is a predicted model, not a curated record.
UUGAACAGUAGGCUGGAGUAUUUUGAAUGACCUAAAUUAGCAAGCAACAGGCAAGUGUCCAGUGGUUCUAGCUGGCUCAGUAAGCCAUCCUGCUCCUGUCUGCUUCCUGGGGUUGAAUUCAAGUUCCUGACCACCCUUCCUCUAACAGGGCAAGGAAUACCAGCAGGUUCCUUUGCCGGUUGACAAUGUCCCAACUGACAGCCACCCCAGCAAGUGCCCUUGCAGACGAGCCUGUGCACAUCCGAGCGACGGGCCUGCCUCCCUUGCAGAUGGUGACCCUUGUGGCAUCUCUGAAGGAUGAGAAGGGGACUCUGUUCCAGUCCAGAGCUUUCUACAGGGCCAACGAGGCUGGUGAGCUGGACCUGAAGCAGGCGCCUGCCUUGGGAGGUGACUACGUGGGGGUCCAUCCGAUGGGCCCCUUCUGGUCUCUGAAGCCUGAUAAGGGUUUUAGGAGGCUGCUCAAGCGCGAUGUGAUGAACAGCCCCUUUUGGGUCACUCUGCAGCUAUAUGACUCACUUUAUCUCCAAGAUUCAGCCCCGGGCGAGCCCAGGGCCAGCCAAGUGGUGCAGCGCUGGUUCUCCAGUCCUGGGGUCCAGCGGGUGAAGAUCCACGAAGGCCGCUUGCGAGGAGCCCUUUUCCUCCCUCCAGGGGAAGGCCCUUUCCUGGGACUCAUUGACUUGUUUGGGGGCACCGGCGGCUUAGUGGAUUUUCGGGCCAGUCUUUUGGCUUCCCGUGGCUUUGCAGUGCUGGCAUUAGCAUAUUUUGCCUAUGAAGACCUGCCUCAAAAGCUGCAGGAAGUGGACCUGGAAUACUUUGAGGAAGGUGCCAACUUGCUACUAGCUCAUCCCAAGGUUCAAGGUCCCGGAAUCGGAGUGGUCUCUAUGAGCAAAGGUGCAGAGAUUGGGCUGGCCAUGGCCUGCUUCCUGAAGCAGGUGGUGGCCACUGUCUGCAUCAACGGGUCCAAUGCCGUCUUUGAAUGUCCGCUCAGGUACCAGGAUCUGGUUAUAGCAUCCAUCCCCUCAUUUCCAGAGCGCAUGGAUGUCCACCCCAUGGGGGCUGCACGCCUCCGCCACUACAGGGGGGACCCCCGGGAUGAACUGAAUCAGCAGAGUGUGCUUCCUAUUGAAAAGGCCCAGGGUCAGAUCCUCUUCAUUAUAGGGGAGGAUGAUGAAUGCUAUAAUAGCAAAAAAUACGCUGAGCAGGCCCUUGACCAGCUGCGGAACCACGGGAAAAGCAAUGGAAGGAUGCUGCUCUACCCCAAGACGGGCCACCUCUUAGAGCCGCCCUAUGGGCCCCUGUGCUCUGCGUCUGUGCACCCAAGCUAUGGCCUCUUCCGCCCCAUCCUCUGGGGCGGGGAGCCUGCUGCUCAUGCAGCAGCCCAGGUACACGCCUGGGGAGAGAUCCAGAAGUUCCUCAGGCAACACCUCAUUCAGAGCAGAAGCAAAUUCUGAAUAAGAGUGAUGAUGAGGCGGGGAGACAAAAAAAGUGGUUAUAAAGCAGGGGUGUGGGUAGGUGAGGGUCUCCUGAUUUUUCUAGAUUCACAGUCACCUUGAAUUAACUGGAAGGUUCAGAUGCACCCAUCUGAAAUAUUUCUGACAAAAUUGUGUGUGCUUUAAAUUUUUGUAAAUUGAAUCUUAGUUUAUAUGCACCAGGGUAGUUGCUACUUCAAAACUGUGAUACCUUUGCAAAUUGAAUAACCUUUUGUACCCCAUUUAGGGAAAUCUUGGAUCAAGGUAUUGCCAAUCUAGAUAAAUUUCCUGGAACUUCCAAGUUAUAAAAUCACUUUCUGUUUAAA